Messenger RNA from Phragmites australis (common reed), 1580 nucleotides. RefSeq names its product isocitrate dehydrogenase [NADP]. The record is from RefSeq and is a predicted model, not a curated record. Bases 114 to 1361 code for a protein of 415 amino acids. Lineage: Eukaryota; Viridiplantae; Streptophyta; Magnoliopsida; Poales; Poaceae. Gene Ontology annotation, molecular function: NAD binding; isocitrate dehydrogenase (NADP+) activity; magnesium ion binding. The transcript is spliced from 15 exons. Gene Ontology annotation, biological process: isocitrate metabolic process. Gene Ontology annotation, cellular component: mitochondrion.
AUUUAAAACCCUCCACUGCCCCAUUGAUCCCCCUCCGUCAUCUUCCUCUCCAGGACACCAAUCCAAUCCAGCCGCCCGCUCUCUUCCGAUCUCCGAGGUGAGCCAGGCCGGCCAUGGCGUUCAACAAGAUCAAGGUCGCCAACCCCGUCGUCGAGAUGGACGGUGAUGAGAUGACCCGGGUGUUCUGGAAAUCGAUCAAGGACAAGCUUGUGCUUCCGUUCGUCGACUUGGACAUCAAGUACUUUGACCUUGGACUCCCACACCGUGAUACCACUGACGACAAAGUCACGGUGGAGGCUGCGGAGGCCACACUCAAGUACAAUGUGGCUAUCAAGUGUGCAACAAUCACACCUGAUGAAGCAAGGGUUAAGGAGUUCAACUUGAAGGCCAUGUGGAAGAGCCCAAAUGGCACAAUAAGGAACAUUCUUAAUGGCACUGUGUUUAGAGAGCCAAUAAUCUGCAAAAAUAUCCCACGGCUUGUUCCAGGUUGGACGAAGCCCAUUUGCAUUGGAAGGCACGCAUUCGGUGAUCAGUACCGGGCAACUGAUGCAGUUAUCAAGGGACCUGGCAAGCUUAAAUUAGUUUUUGAGGGAAAAGAAGAGCAAGUUGAGCUGGAGGUGUUCAACUUCACUGGUGCCGGAGGUGUUGCCAUAUCCAUGUACAACACUGAUGAGUCGAUCCAUGCCUUUGCUGAGGCUUCUAUGGCCACUGCUUAUGAGAAGAAAUGGCCAUUGUACCUUAGCACCAAGAACACAAUUCUGAAGAAAUAUGAUGGAAGGUUCAAGGAUAUUUUCCAGGAGGUCUAUGAAGCUGAGUGGAGAUCCAAGUAUGAGGCUGCUGGGAUAUGGUAUGAGCACCGCCUCAUUGAUGACAUGGUAGCGUACGCGCUUAAGAGUGAAGGAGGGUAUGUAUGGGCUUGCAAGAAUUACGAUGGAGAUGUGCAAAGUGAUUUCUUGGCUCAAGGUUUUGGAUCAUUGGGUUUGAUGACUUCAGUACUGGUAUGCCCUGAUGGAAAGACUAUCGAAGCUGAAGCUGCCCAUGGUACCGUUACCCGUCAUUACCGUGUUCACCAGAAAGGAGGUGAAACCAGCACCAACAGCAUUGCCUCAAUCUUUGCGUGGACAAGAGGACUUGCACACAGGGCAAAGCUAGAUGACAAUGCUAGACUACUUGAUUUCACUCAGAAGCUUGAGGCUGCCUGCAUUGGAGCUGUUGAAUCUGGGAAGAUGACCAAGGACCUUGCCCUUCUUGUCCACGGAUCUUCAAACAUCACGAGAAGUCAUUACCUGAACACCGAAGAGUUCAUCGAUGCUGUUGCUGAUGAGCUCAGAUCAAGACUGGCAGCCAGCUCAAACUUAUGAAAUCCUUGCUGAAGUUCUGAUAUGCUUCCCUGCCCGAUGAUUGUGUCAUUUUGAUUAUGCCACCAUUUUCUUUCCUGCUGCCACCAUGCCGAACAGAACGCUGUAUCUGCAGCACCGUGGCAGAUCAUUGCCACUGAGAGGUUGUACUAGAUUCCGCUUUUCUGCAACUGGUAUACCUGAAUACCUGAUAUCUCAAUAAAGGAUAAAGAACUUGUGCCA